CUCUGUGUCUCCUGUGUUACUGAAGCCAGUAGAAUAGCACUAGAAUAGCACUCUCCAGAUGCGGAUGGACACUGGACGCAGCAGGAUGCCUCCUGCCUCCUUUCUCCCCACAGCCAUCAUUUUCCUUCUGGUUUCUGGAGUUUUUCCAGAAUCUUGUAAGGGAAUCAUAGGAGGAAAUGAGGUUCCAUCCCACGCCAGACGCUACAUGGCUCUCAUCAAAGGGCUGGAAAUCUGCGCAGGGGCUUUGAUCAACGAAAACUGGGUCCUGACCGCUGCUCACUGUGACCUGAGAGGCAAGCCUCAAGUUAUUCUUGGUGCCCACUCUUUGGCUCAGAAAGAGAAACUUGAACAGAUGUUUUCCAUUAAGAGGGCAAUUUCCUACCCAUGCUAUGACCCUGAGACAUUUCAAGGAGAUCUUCAACUCCUUCAGCUGGAUGGUAAAGCAGCGAUCACCAAAGCGGUGGGAAUCCUUCGCCUCCCGGAAAGUGGCGAGGAUGUGAAACCCCACACCAAGUGUCACGUGGCUGGAUGGGGGAGCACCAAAAGAGAUUCUUGCAAGGUUUCCAACAUUUUGAGGGAAGUCAAUGUCACCGUGAUCGACCGAAGAGUCUGCAACGACCCAAAGCAUUAUGGUUUCAAACAGUUGGUGGACAACAGCAUGCUCUGUGCAGGCGGCAGGAAAGGGGAAGACGAUUCGUGCAGUGGGGAUUCUGGAAGUCCUCUGAUAUGUGAUAACAUUUUCAGGGGUGUCACUUCCUUUGGGAAAUGUGGUAACCCCAAGAAGCCUGGUGUCUACAUUCUUCUUACUAACAAAUAUCUCAACUGGAUACAUAAAACCAUUGCAGGAGUUAUGUAACAUCAUUCCUUCAAAGCAGACCUUCAAGGUUACCACCGGAAGAGAUCCAGCAAAGGGGUCUGAAACUUCACUUAUCCCAUGAAGCACUUCUUCCUAACUGUGCCAGCCAUGGCCUGUCUGGCAUGAUCACCAGUCACCAGCUUGCACUGCUC
This is a messenger RNA of Microtus ochrogaster (prairie vole), 1008 nucleotides long. RefSeq names its product granzyme A-like. Gene Ontology annotation, molecular function: serine-type endopeptidase activity. The record is from RefSeq and is a predicted model, not a curated record. Gene Ontology annotation, biological process: proteolysis; positive regulation of apoptotic process; negative regulation of oxidoreductase activity. Lineage: Eukaryota; Metazoa; Chordata; Mammalia; Rodentia; Cricetidae.